GGGGCCUCCGCCACGAUGCGCCGCCGCGGCCUCUCCGGGCUGCUCCCCUGCUGGGCGCUGCUGAGCGCGGCCAGCGCCUGCCUGCCCUCCGCGCCGGGCCCCGGCCACUGCGCCAGCGCCGGCGGGUGGGGGCCGGGGAGCUGCCGCGGGCCGCCGCUCUCCUCGGGCAGCCGCCCAGCAGCUCUGCCAGUUGAUCCUGUUCAGGAAAACUAUGUUCGUCAAGUGAGAGACUGCAUUUUUUCAGUUGCCUACCCUACUCCAUUCAAAUCCAGAGUACUUCUUGUGGCCAUUUCAAAGGUAGUUCUUGAAGAGAUUUUGGACCUUGAUGUGUCUGUCACCGAAACAGAUGAUUUUCUCCAGCUUGUCAGUGGUGGGAAAGUAGGAUUUGGAUUUGUUCCUCUGGCUCAUAGAUACGGAGGUCAUCAGUUUGGUAGCUGGGCAGGUCAGCUUGGUGAUGGAAGAGCCCACAUGAUUGGAGUAUAUACAAACAGGUAUGGUGAGAGGUGGGAACUACAGCUAAAAGGCUCAGGAAAGACACCAUACUCUAGAGAUGGUGAUGGAAGAGCUGUACUUCGUUCCUCUGUGCGAGAAUUUUUGUGUAGCGAAGCCAUGCACUACCUUGGCAUUCCAACAAGCAGAGCUGCUAGCUUGGUUGUAAGUGAUGAUGAUGUGUGGAGAGACCAAUUUUACAAUGGAAAUGUUAAGAAAGAAAGAGGUGCAGUAGUCCUGCGUGUUGCCAAAUCAUGGUUUCGCAUAGGUUCAUUAGAAAUUUUAGCUCAUUCUGGGGAACUGGACUUACAAAGAUCAUUGCUAGACUUCAUUAUACAAGAACAUUUUCCAUCAAUAAGCAUGAAUGAUUCAAACAGAUAUCUGGAUUUUUUCUCUAGAGUGGUAUCAGAGACUGCAAACUUGAUUGCAUUGUGGAUGUCUGUGGGCUUUGCUCAUGGUGUGUGCAAUACAGAUAACUUCAGUUUGUUAUCCAUAACAAUAGAUUAUGGUCCGUUUGGUUUUAUGGAAUCCUAUGAUCCAGAUUUUGUUCCAAACACAUCUGAUGAUGAAAGAAGGUAUAAAAUAGGAAAUCAGGCAAAUGUUGGAUUGUUUAAUCUGGACAAGCUAUUACAAGCUCUAAAACCUUUAUUGGAUUCCAGACAAAAGCAGCUGGCUUUUCAGAUUGUGGAGGGAUACUCUAGUCACUAUUAUCUCCGUUUUACAGAACUAUUCAAAGCAAAACUAGGUUUCCUUGGGGAAGGUGAGGAUGAUCACUAUUUGAUUGCAUUCCUCCUAAGACUCAUGGAAGAUACAAAAGCUGAUUUUACAAUGACAUUUCGACAGCUUAGUGAAAUUACUCAAGACCAGCUAAAGGAGCUUCAUAUUCCCAAGGAGUAUUGGGCUCUGCAGGACCUUGCUAAACACAAGUUCUUUUCCGACUGGGUUACUAUGUACCUCUUAAGAUUAAGACGUAACAAAGGUGAUUCAGACAGUAGGAGAAGAAAAAGAAUGACAAGUAUCAAUCCUAGAUAUGUGCUUAGAAAUUGGAUGGCAGAGUCAGCCAUACGAAAAGCUGAAAUGAAUGAUUUUUCAGGGGUUCAUCUCCUGCAGCAGGUUUUACAACAUCCCUUCCAGAGGCAGUCAGUGGCAGAGAAAGCUGGCUACGCACUGCAUCCACCAACUUGGGCCAAAGACCUUAAAGUUAGCUGUUCAUCCUGAUAAAGAACAGUGGAAGCAAAAGACAAUGAACUGGGUCAGAGUUUAAGCCUUCAAGCUGGACUGGAGAAUCAGGCAGCACCAUCCUGUCUUCCCAUUAUGGUUUACUGCAGGCAUGGUUCCUUCAAUCUGCUAAGUAACCAGCUUUAUAAAAGUCAUAAAAACAAGAGAAAUGGAGCCCUGUGUGGUUACGCUACUAGACAGAUACCAGCAUUUACAGCUCUAAUCCUCCUGUAUAUUUAUGCAUUAAUUUGUGUAGAGAAGAUACAGUUCUGUCAGGCUAUUCUGUUAACCUCUCCACAUCCAUGCCCCUACAGCUGAGGGCCUGAUUAGCUGUGUCUCCCUAAUUUUUAAUGACUGGUUAAUUUAGAAUGUGCCUGACCUAUUUUUGUUCCCACAAUAGCUUGUUCUCACCCAGUAUAUCUGGAAUAUAACUAUUCUGUUCUGAAAAGGGCAUUUGCCAAUUUGGAGGAAGAGAAAAAUAUAACACUUAGCAGGACAGGAUUAAUAUCACAGAAAUACUGACCUGACCAACUUCUGCUUGUUUAUCUUCAAUGCUGCUUGUUUUUGUAUCAAGGGAAUGAACAGGUGAAGGCUAGAGGGAGACUUUCUUCGCAGACUUUUCAGGCUUAGUUCAACCCUUCCUCAAGUUUUAGCAUUUGACCGAAGUACUGCAGUUUAUUGUGCAGUGCUGUAGUCCCUCCAGGGAUGUCUGCUCAGUUGACAUAGAAAAGAAUCUUCUUGAAGACAUCUCAUUAUACAAAUUUAGAUCAAGAUGCUUUUCAAAUCUUCCAUUGAGCCACCUGAUACUGUGAAAGUUUAGCAAAAAUGUUACAAAAAAUGGGGAUACAGUUGAAGGCAUAUGACUUAAUACUGCUGCUGUAGACUUCCCAUUACUACUGUUUGAGCUUGCCUUUCAUUAUUAACACCCCAGUUUUAUCCAAAUUAAGACAACCUGCAUGACAUUUCAUAGGAGUGUCCUUAUGACAGAGUAAAAUUAUUCUGGCUGAUCA
Messenger RNA from Alligator mississippiensis (American alligator), 2717 nucleotides. Its product is annotated as protein adenylyltransferase SelO. The transcript has 19 exons. The record is from RefSeq and is a predicted model, not a curated record. Lineage: Eukaryota; Metazoa; Chordata; Crocodylia; Alligatoridae. Bases 16 to 1707 code for a protein of 563 amino acids.